AUGACGAUUCCUGCGUACAGUGUAUUUUUGGGGGCGUGCGUGCUGCUGCUGUACACCGGACUUCGGUCGACGAGUGCUAGCUACGUCGGCGGCGACCCGGAUCAGGUUGUGCAGUUCGGAACGUACGAUGUGACGCUGCAGGAGUGUUUCUUUCAGAAGAUUUUCGCUUCAAUGCCAUCACCACAAGCUGUGGCGUUCAACAACCCGGCAGCGAAAGCGAUUGCUUUCAUUUCGAUCGAGACGGACCAAGGAAUGGAUUUGGGCGGCAUCACGGGCUCGAUCGCAUCCGGUACGAUUGGUACGAGCACUUCCAUCAUUCUACUGGUCACUGCCUCGCCGGUAUCCACGCAAUUCCUUAAUUCUGCUAAUGUAAGGAUGUUCUGUAAGAAAUAA
Messenger RNA from Anopheles coustani, 393 nucleotides. RefSeq lists its product as uncharacterized. The record is from RefSeq and is a predicted model, not a curated record. The transcript is spliced from 2 exons. NCBI's taxonomy places the organism in Eukaryota, Metazoa, Arthropoda, Insecta, Diptera, Culicidae. The coding region runs from base 1 to 393 and encodes 130 amino acids.